Molecule: messenger RNA, 510 nt
Organism: Symbiodinium sp. CCMP2592
Lineage: Eukaryota; Dinophyceae; Suessiales; Symbiodiniaceae
Source: the annotation of a GenBank genome assembly
AUGGAAUCCUUGGCGGAUGCUUUCUCGUGGCUGACGACUUCAUGGCUCUGCGACGUGACACAGCCGGAAGGCUACGCUCGCGAGCCCGAGUUUGUCGUUCAGAGCAUCCCAAUGCCCACGGAGGUGAUGGCGCAGCUGUCUCCAUUCCUCUCCGUCCAAAACCUGGCGCCGUUGCGAGCCACCUGCCGUCAGCCGGCGAGUGCUGGGGAAGAGGCUUUCCAGCAGCUUCUGAAGCUGCCCGAGAAGAGGCGCCACCAGAUCCAACGGGUGGAUGUGGAGAGAUCAGCAGAGCAGUGGGCGGAGCUCACGAAAGGAAAACAAGAUCAUAAAUGGCAUAUUGCCAGCAAGCGUCGUUUCAUGUGCGAUAUUUCCGGCGAGUGGGUGCUCUACACCCCGACGGGGUCAAUGUUUGAUGGCCUGAAGGAGUACCUGCUCCUCACCCGAUUCCUACCUGCGGAGCCCCUGCCCUCGAAGACCGAGGACAUCCUGUUUGGCAAAUCUUCCAAGUGA